This is a messenger RNA of Chaetomium fimeti, 795 nucleotides long. RefSeq lists its product as uncharacterized. The coding region runs from base 1 to 795 and encodes 264 amino acids. The transcript has 3 exons. Lineage: Eukaryota; Fungi; Ascomycota; Sordariomycetes; Sordariales; Chaetomiaceae. The record is from RefSeq and is a predicted model, not a curated record. Gene Ontology annotation, molecular function: protein binding.
AUGAAGGCCGGUCCCAGGCCCAACCCCGAGGAACCUACCAUAUCCGAGACCACACCAGUCGAUAACAACCCUGCCGAUACGGUGGAAUCGGUUGCUGUUGCGAAUGUCUUCGGCCGAAACUGGAAGACGAUUAGUGGAGGUACCUACGGGUACUUGGGUAGCUCACCUAUCAUUGGAUUCGAUCCUUCCAACUCGAAGUUCCAACCAUUUCGCACUUUGCGCUCCAAGAUUGGCCUAGCCUUGAUUUACCGGGGCCAGGGCGAGCUGGUAGAAGCCAAGGACCUCGGCCGGCAAGUGACCGCGCACCUCUUCGCAACGCUGGGACAUGAGCACCCGGCCACACUCGCGAGCUGGAACGACCUGGUUUGGGUGUACGAGAAGCUCGGCAUGCUAGACGCAGCCGAACAGGAUGCUAGCAUUAUCCUGAGGGUUUCGACGGAGGUCCUGGGUGGAGACCACCGUCUUACACUACUCGCAAGUGGCAACUUGGCGUCCAUUUAUCGGUGCAGGGGAAAGUUGGCCGAGGCUGCCGAGCUGGGCGAGCUGGUCCUUUUUAUGCGCAAAACGGUGCUAGGGAAGGACCAUACAGACGUACUCAUUGCCAUUACCGACCUCGCUUUGACGUACCAGAAGCAGGGGCGCUAUGAGGACCUUCGGAAGCUGUUCCGGCGCGGCGCCGGUCUUGACGAGGAGGAGCCUGGGCCUGAUCUUUUCGCUCGAUAUGGGCCGGGACUUCUUGGCUCGCUCACGUUGGCUGUCAUCUCAUAUGCUUAUUGGCGCCACGCAAGUAAAUAG